CUGUUCUUUCCUCGCUCCAAGGUGGGCUUAGUUGAUGCACAGCAGACGGUGCCCCCGGGUGAUGUCCGUUUCUCCUAGCCCGUGAAAAACGGACUCAGAUGGCUUCCACACCUACUUCCCAGCCCUCAAAAAAAACAGUGGCCUCUCACGUGCCUUUUGCACAUCUGUGUGACACUCUGGAGCGAAUACAGAAAAGUAAAUCUCGUCCAGAGAAAACAAAGUGUUUCAAGGAUUUUCUGGAUUCCUGGAGAAAGUUCCAUGAAGCUCUUCAUCGCAAAGAGAAAGACGUGACAGAUUCUUUUUACCCAGCUAUGCGACUUAUUCUUCCACAGUUGGAAAGAGAAAGGAUGGCAUACGGAAUUAAAGAAACUAUGCUUGCAAAGCUAUAUAUUGAACUGCUUAAUUUACCAAGAGAUGGAAAAGAUGCUGCAAAGCUUUUAAAUUACAGAGCACCUGCUGGCUUACGUGGAGAUGCUGGAGAUUUUGCAAUGAUCGCUUACUUUGUGUUAAAACCUAGGAGCCCAAAACAAGGCAGAUUGACAAUAGAGCAAGUCAAUGAACACUUAGAUGCAAUAGCUAAUAAUAAUGCUGCUAAAAACAAAGGUCUACUAAAGAAAAGUCUUCUGCAGUUAAUUACCCAGAGCACAGCACUGGAACAAAAAUGGCUCAUCCGGAUGAUUAUAAAGGAUCUAAAGCUCGGUGUUAGUCAGCAAACGAUAUUUUCCAUUUUCCAUCCUGAUGCUGUUGAAUUGCACAACGUCACAACCGAUUUGGAAAAGGUUUGCAGGCAACUGCAUGAUCCUUCUGUCUCACUCAGUGAUGUUUCUAUCAUGUUGUUUUCUGCCUUUAAACCGAUGCUUGCUGCCAUUGCUGAUGUCCAACAAAUUGAGAAACAAAUGAAUAACCAGCUGUUCUACAUAGAAACUAAGCUGGAUGGUGAACGUAUGCAGAUGCACAAAGAUGGAGACGUGUAUAAAUAUUUUUCCCGCAAUGGGUUUGACUACACCCAGCAGUUUGGUGCUUCCCCCCUUGAUGGUUCGUUAACACCUUUUAUUCAUAAUGUAUUUAAGAGCAAUAUACAAAACUGCAUUCUUGAUGGUGAAAUGAUGGCAUACAAUCCUGAGACACAAACCUUUAUGCAGAAAGGAAACAAAUUUGAUGUAAAAAGAAUGAUGGAGGACUCUGAUCUGCAGACCUGCUUCUGUGUAUUUGAUGUAUUGAUGGUUAACGAUCAGAAGUUGGGGCAUGAAAUACUAAGCAAAAGACAUGAAAUUUUAAGUAGCAUAUUUACCCCAGUAACAGGCAGGAUACACAUUGUAAAUAAAAAAAGUGCCAGAACAAGAAAAGAUGUAAUCGAUGCUUUAAACGAAGCAAUAGAUAAUAGAGAGGAAGGCAUUAUGGUGAAAGAUCCCAUGUCCACCUACAAGCCUGACAAACGUGGGGAAGGCUGGUUAAAAAUCAAGCCAGAAUAUGUCAAUGGACUGAUGGAUGAGCUAGACCUUUUAAUUGUUGGUGGUUACUGGGGGAAGGGCUCACGUGGUGGAAUGAUGUCUCAUUUUCUGUGUGCUAUUGCAGAGACACCUCCCCCAAAUGAAAAACCUACCAUUUUCCAUUCUAUUUGUCGCGUUGGCUCUGGCUAUACUAUGAAGGAGUUGUAUGACCUAGGUUUGAAACUGGCUAAACACUGGAAGCCCUAUCGUAGGAAGGACCCUCCCUGUAACAUUUUGUGUGGAACUGAGAAACCUGAAAUGUAUAUUGAACCUUGCAACUCUGUCAUAGUUCAGGUCAAGGCAGCCGAGAUUGUUAACAGUGACAUGUACAAAACUGACUGCACUUUGAGAUUCCCUCGAAUUGAGAAGAUAAGAGAGGAUAAAGAAUGGUAUGAGUGCAUGACUUUAGACAUGUUAGAAGAUCUUAGAAGCAAAGCAGAAGGGAAGCUGGCAUCUAAGCACCUUCAUAUAGAUGAGUAUGAUGAGCCACAAGAGAAAAAAAGGAGAACUGUAUCAAAGGUGAAGAAGAUUAUUGGAAUAGCUGAACAAUUUAAAGCUCCUGAUCUCUCUACUGUAAACAAGGUUUCAAAUGUAUUUGAAGAUGUUGAGUUUUGUGUUAUGACUGGAACAGUAAAAUACACAAAAUCUGAACUAGAAAGCAGAAUAGCUGAAUUUGGUGGCAGCGUGGUACAGAACCCAGGGCCCGAGACUUAUUGUGUCAUCGCAGGAGCUGAGAAUGUCAGAGUGAAGAAUAUCAUUGCUUCCAACAAAUAUGAUGUGGUGAGGGCAGAGUGGCUUCUUCAGUGUUUUCAGUCUAAAAUGCUGGUGCCUUGGCAGCCAGCCUUUAUGAUUCACAUGUCUCCUGACACAAAAGAACACUUUGCUCGUGAGUAUGAUUGUUAUGGAGACAGCUACACAGCAGACACAGAUGUUGCACAACUCAAGGAAGUGUUCUCAAGAACAAAAGACAGUAAGGUGAUGCCUUUGGAUGUGAUUGCAGAGUUAGAAGAACGCUAUUCAUGGAACAGCUGUCAGCUCAAUAUAUUCAGAGGAAACACUAUUUAUGUGGACUAUUAUGCUGUGGUUAAUGAGCCCAGAACCAAAAUCCAUGGAACAACACUAUCAAUUAGAGCUUUGGAGCUCCGUUUUUAUGGUGCAAAACUAGUUUCUCGCCUUGAAGAGGGUGUCUCCCAUGUUGUUACAGGAGAAGAUCAUUCCCGAGUUAAAGACAUGAAAGCACUCAGGAGAACAUUUGGGAAGAAAUUUAAAAUUGUAUCUGAGCUCUGGGUAACAGAGUCAGUGGAGGGAGGAGUUCCAAAGAAUGAAAAUCAGUAUUUAAUAUAAAGUAGUUUUUAAGCUUACAACAAAAAUAUUACUCUUCUUGGGAGGAGAUUUGGAUAUUACAAGUUUGCCUUGACUUUUUUGUAUGCUUUUUAUGUUUUUUACAUCAACCUGGCUUAAUAACAGUCUAUUGUUGAAAUCAGAGAAAGGUUUUUAAUUGUAGAAUUGUGGAAGCAAGGGGAUGCCAAACUGUGUUGAAUGAGAAAAAAAAACAAUCACCACAAGAAAGGUGAUGUAAGCAUUUUACUUAAUAAAGAGGCCUCAGGAAAGAUGGAAUAUUGCAGUUAAUUGUGUGCCUAAUAAUGGCACCUGCCUCCAUUACUCAAAGUGCAGACAAUAAUUUAACAUUUUAUGGAGAUUCUGCUAUUUAACUUAUUGUUUAUUUAUCAAUUUGCAAACACAUUCAUGUUUUCUGUGGAUUUCUUUUGUGUAUAUUCCAUAUGCUAUUGAAUUUAGUAAUUUAUAAACCCUCUACUAUUUUAAUUUGUUUACAUUAGUUUUAGCACUAAGCCCCACACAGCCUCAGUAGCACUUUAGUUUAGAAUAUUGCAUUUAGAAUAUUACAUUUAUUGUACACAUAGCCAUUAUAAAAUGGAACCUAAACUUCUGAAUCAGGUGCUAAUGAAUUAAUAAUGACCUUAAUUACUUGUUAACAGUAAUGUCUGCCUGUGCUUGUUAUCAGUUAAACCAUGAAGUGUGACAGGAUUAGGCUUUACCAUGUAACUAUCAUUUUAUCUUUCAAAAAAUGCUUCAUAAACUAUUUCAGAAGUCUGGGAUUAAUUCUCAAAUUUCCAUUUCAGUGCAUUAUUUUUUUCAACUAGUAAAUAAAAUAUAUUUUUAAAGUC
Messenger RNA from Pogoniulus pusillus (Red-fronted tinkerbird), 3676 nucleotides. It is a transcript of the gene LIG4, whose product is annotated as DNA ligase 4. Gene Ontology annotation, biological process: immunoglobulin V(D)J recombination; nucleotide-excision repair, DNA gap filling; DNA biosynthetic process. Lineage: Eukaryota; Metazoa; Chordata; Aves; Piciformes; Lybiidae. The transcript has 2 exons. Gene Ontology annotation, molecular function: DNA binding; DNA ligase (ATP) activity; ATP binding. Bases 99 to 2834 code for a protein of 911 amino acids. The record is from RefSeq and is a predicted model, not a curated record. Gene Ontology annotation, cellular component: DNA ligase IV complex; DNA-dependent protein kinase-DNA ligase 4 complex.